This is a messenger RNA of Nycticebus coucang (slow loris), 2102 nucleotides long. RefSeq names its product lipase H (gene LIPH). Gene Ontology annotation, molecular function: carboxylic ester hydrolase activity; lipase activity. The coding region runs from base 133 to 1488 and encodes 451 amino acids. NCBI's taxonomy places the organism in Eukaryota, Metazoa, Chordata, Mammalia, Primates, Lorisidae. The transcript is spliced from 10 exons. Gene Ontology annotation, biological process: lipid metabolic process. The record is from RefSeq and is a predicted model, not a curated record.
CCUGUUGUCACCACACCUCUGGAUUAGUUUUCUGAGCUCACCGUCAGCAAAGCCUGUGGGGGAAAUUCUUAAGGCUCGGCGACGUAAAUCAUUUUUCUUGUGAAUGUGACACACGUUCUGUCCAGUUUCCAUAUGCUGAGAUUGUACUUAUUCAUCAGUUUGAUGUGCUUGGUGCAAUCAGACACAGAUGAAACAUGUCCUUCAUUCACCAAACUGAGUUUUCACAGUGCAGUGGUUGGCACGGGACUAAAUGUGAAGUUGAUGUUGUACACAAGAAAAAACCUGACCUGCGCACAAGUCAUCAAUGCCACAGCUUUUGGAAACUUGAAUGUCACCAAGAAAACCACCUUCAUUGUCCAUGGAUUUAGGCCAACAGGCUCCCCUCCAGUUUGGAUAGGGGACUUAGUAGAGGGUUUGCUCCUUGUUGAAGACAUGAAUGUGGUCGUUGUUGAUUGGAAUCGAGGAGCUACAACUCUAAUAUACAGUCACGCCUCUAGUAAGACCAAAAAAGUAGCCAUAGUCUUGAAGGAAUUUAUCAACCAGAUGUUGGCAGAAGGAGCUUCUCUUGACAACAUUUACAUGAUUGGAGUAAGUCUAGGAGCCCAUAUAUCCGGGUUUGUUGGAGAAAUGUAUGACGGGCAGCUGGGGAGAAUUACAGGUCUCGACCCUGCAGGUCCUUUAUUCAACGGAAAACCUCCCCAGGACAGAUUGGAUCCCAGUGAUGCACAGUUCGUUGAUGUCAUUCAUUCCGACAUAGAUGCACUGGGCUACAGAGAACCACUAGGACACAUAGACUUCUACCCAAAUGGAGGUUUGGAUCAACCUGGUUGCCCCCAGACAAUAUUUGGAGGAAUGCAGUAUUUUAAAUGUGACCACCAGAGGUCCAUGUACCUGUACCUCUCCUCCUUGACAGAGAACUGCACCAUCACUGCAUAUCCUUGUGACUCCUACCGGGAUUAUAGGAAUGGCAAGUGUGUCAGUUGCAUCACACCACAAAAGGAGUCCUGUCCCCUCCUGGGCUAUUAUGCGGAUCACUGGAAGGACUAUUUAAAGAAGAAAGAUCCCCCGGUGACUAAGGCAUUCUUUGACACAGCCGAGGAGAAGCCCUUCUGCAUGUAUCAUUACUUCGUGGAUAUUCUAACUUGGAACAAGAACACAAGAAGAGGGGCUAUUACCAUCAAAUUGAGAGACAAAGCUGGAAACACCACAGAAUCCAAAAUCAAUCAUGAACCUGCCACGUUUCAGAAAUACCACCAAGUGAGUCUACUUGCAAGAUUUAACCAAGAUCUGGAUAAAGUGGCAGCAAUAUCCUUGGUGUUCUCUACAGGAUCUGUAAUAGGCCCUAAGUACAAACUCAGGAUUCUGCGAAUGAAGUUAAGGUCCCUUGCCUAUCCAGAAAGGCCCCAAUUGUGUCGGUAUGAUCUUGUCCUGAUGGAAAAUGUUGAAACAGUCUUUCAACCUCUUCUUUGCUCAAAGCUGCAGAUGUAACUGUUGCCAAGACAGGUGGGCACCAGUAAUAUCAAGAAAGUGACAACUACAGGCUCUUUUAAAGCUUCACCUCAACUUAUCCUCAAGGCACAAAAAGAACUGAAAACCAAGUGUUUUUUCACUAGUGUCCUACGGAUGUCACAUUGCACAAUGUCAGACAGCCUAGUGAUUAUAAAAUGAGCCUAGGAAGGGAACCCCUAACUAGGGCAAGUCAGAAAUAGCCAGGCUUGCGGCAGCCGGCGCUGUCUCCGCUGUGUCCUGGGGCCUCAUUUGUUCUGACCUGUCAAUUUUGCUGCCUCUUUAGCCAUCACACAGGCCUUUCUGCCCAUCACAGCUGCAGGUCAAGCAUCUUGGAGGGGCAGGCUGGAGGCCUCUCUUUGGACUUGACUUCACAUCUCUGUGCUAAAUGCCUCCCAUUCCCUAUGUGUAUGGGGGAGUGAAACUGACCUACCUACCUCAGGGGGCUGUCCUGCAGGUCUGGGAAGGGAGUCUGUGAAGGGUUUUUUGAAAUCCCAUGGGUGCCACAUCUGUGAGAUGUUUGGUAAAUGUGAAUAUGCUUUUAUUUAUUUUGAUAGGGCUACUCUAAUAUGCAAUAAAAGGGCCUCUCUUAUUAA